AUGGAGCGGGUUUCGACGGUUGUUCCGGGUUCUAGCAUACUCUGUAAAAAUAAUUGCGGAUACUAUGGAAAUCCUUCCUGGAAUAACUACUGUUCCAGGUGUUAUAGAGAAUUUCAAAAUAAGUCAGACGCACACCUGCGCAACACUCGCGCAAUGUCGAGGACUUCCUCCCGAGCUUUUGCGAAUUUCGAAGCUAAACGCAAAAAGGUCGCAGGAAAAAGUUCUGGUACUAUCAGAAACAUUUUAAAAAUUCAAAGAGGUGGUUUUUUGCUGGUUUUAAACUUUUUAGGUCGUGAUCAGUACGGUUCAAACAUCCCCGAAGAGGCCUUACAAGCCAGGGCAGAAUUCUAUAAAGUUCUGAAAACCUGGCGAUCAGCCCCCGGACAUGAUGUUAACAAACAGAUUGAAAAACUUUUAAGAGAUCUCGAAGCCAACGAACUCGCCAGUAUCAGCAAGUUUUCAAACGCGAUCAAGGACUUCUACAGUUACAUGGCUCAGCGCGACGCUUCAACGGAGCAGAAAGAGGGGCUCUUAAAUGCAAUUGAGCGUUUCCUUUCCGUGUGGAUCUAUCCAUGGGCCUUCACACCCUCAAAUACCGACGAUGAGGAAGUAGACUUGAGACUACAAGAUCGAAUUCGGUCGCUUCAUUGGGUAUCUCAUCAGCACUUAGACGCUCCUAUUGAUCCUUCUUCACCUCAGCAAUUGCGCCACCUCGAAGCAGCCAUUCUCCAUUUGAUUCGGCAAAAUGAGGUUCUCCCCACUGAAUCUAAGCUUGAUCAAAUCGUCGACUGCUGCCACGAGGUCUUCAAGGCAUUGCGGCUGAACGCCAAGACUUCCGAUUCCUCCUCGAUGACUGUAGCGACAGCAGCUGCCGCUGCUGUCAACGUUGUCAGACAGCAGCAGAUUCAGUCACAGCCGCCGAUGGCGCCUCAGUGUCCCUCAAAUGCUGAUGACUUUCUCCCUGUUCUUAUUUGGAUCGUGCUGCGCGCCAACCCCCCAUUGCUGCACUCCAAUCUUCAAUUCAUCACGCGUUUUGCCAGCGACACUCGACUUAACACCGGCGAGGCCGCCUACUGUUUCACUAAUCUGUGCUGUGCAGUGGAGUUCAUCAAGAACCUCAACUACGCCAGUCUCGGCCUGACAAAGGAAGAAUUCGAGCAGCAGAUGCGUGAUGGUGUGCCGGUCACCCUCUGUCCCGUCGAUAUUCCUGACGCCCUCUCUGAUGCCAAGCGACGAUACAAUGCUAUCAACCAGAAACUGGACGAUAUGGAAGCGUUGCUGGCCACAACGGAGAGCGAGCUGUACGCCAACGAGAGGCGCACGGUUGAGCGCGUGGCGCAGCUGCGGAAAACGUGUACGUUGAAACGCACUGUCUACCUAGAUCCGAGAGAGUUGGUCACACCCCACGUGCUGUGCCUUGGACCGAUGCCGGAGAAUCCUCCAGCCCCGCCCACCCUGCUUCCAAAGUCGCAGUCGAUCAAUUUAAUAGAUCAGCUGAAGCCUGACGAGGCCCUCGCUUCUACUCCCUGUCUUACGCCCCUCCCCACCCGUACACCUCCGCGACCACCCCGACCGCCCCCGCGGUAG
Messenger RNA from Echinococcus granulosus, 1587 nucleotides. Its product is annotated as Rab5 GDP/GTP exchange factor. Gene Ontology annotation, biological process: vesicle-mediated transport. The transcript is spliced from 6 exons. Bases 1 to 1587 code for a protein of 528 amino acids. The record is from RefSeq and is a predicted model, not a curated record. Gene Ontology annotation, cellular component: cytosol; endocytic vesicle. Lineage: Eukaryota; Metazoa; Platyhelminthes; Cestoda; Cyclophyllidea; Taeniidae. Gene Ontology annotation, molecular function: guanyl-nucleotide exchange factor activity; DNA binding; zinc ion binding.